UGGCAAAGCGAGACCCAAGAAUUCUGUCCCAGUGCUAAAGUGCUGGUGGUCGGGUGUAAGAUCGACAUGAGGACAGAUCUGAAUGUGCUGAGGGAACUUUCAAAGCAAAGGCUUAUUCCAGUUACACACGAACAGGGCAGUACAGUGGCUCGCCAAAUAGGAGCAACAGCCUAUGUGGAAUGUUCAUCUAAAGUUUCCGAGAACAGUGUCCGUGAUGUAUUUCAUGUUACGACCCUGGCUUCUGUAAAUAAGAUGCAGAAAAAUCUGAAACGCAGCAAUUCUAAGCGAGGAUUAAAGAGAGUGUCGCAAAUGCCUGGGAGGACUGACUUACUGGAUGACUCCGAGAUCAGAAAGGACCGGGCUAAAAGUUGCUCCGUGAUGUGAAGAACGAACUUAUCAUUAUUUGUAUUUAUUGUGCAUUUUGUACAGUAAACUGGCACAGAAGCAACAGGAUUGUUGCCUAGUCCAAGGUCGGCUAAGGCUUUUCCUUCAGCCUAGGCCUCAAAACUGGCUAUUUCUGAAUCCAGAGAGCUGUUGCUUAUUUAUGAGGCUUGCAGAUUGUGUUGGCUUCUUGUGGAAAGGAACUAAUGAAGAGGAUGAUUAACCAAGUGUUUGAAUGUUUGUGAAACUGUAUUGCUAAGGGAGAUGUGGGCUGUUUGUAUUGAGAGCUGGAUUUCUACGAGGACUAUGGGAGCGAUAGCUUUUUUUUGUGUUGUGUAGUAAAAAUCUAUGACACUCACUUUGAGUAUUGCCUUUUAAGACAAACUCUAUUGGGCUCUAACAAAUAAACAAACUAUAAUGUCACAAUUAUUUCAUUAUCUUCAGAAUUUAAGCAUUUACAUCCAUAGUUUUAUUGAACUUGCAUAGACUCUGAUAGAGAAUUUUGUGCAAGUUUUAUCAUUGUGAAGUCUCCUAAUGGAUUAGUAUUCUUCAAAAUGAUAAAGAACUUGCAAAAAGGACUGAACCUUCCCUCUGGUGUGACUGUGCCUUCAUAACUCAAUAGUGGAAAGCUUGCUGCUAAUCCUGUACUAGCCUACACUGACCUACAGAAAAAUUACACUUUGUAUUGGGGUGAGUCCCGAGUAUUAAAGGUUUUGCCUUAAAUUAGCUCUCCUUCCAAAUGUUUCGGGAUCAGGGUAGAUUUUCUGUAGCAGUACAUCUCAAUCAAAAUAUUAGUGAUUUGAAAUUUCUAUUCUAAAUGAGACACUAGGUGAACAGAAUCACGGCUGCGGUAUAUAUUUUCUUUCUCAAUCGUAUGCUCAAUACCUACGAUUUAGACAGGUCCAGUAUCAGAAUACAUUGCAUUAAUCGAUUCGUUGUGAAUUGAUGAUUUUGUCCCCAAGUAAUACACCUCGUCAGACUCUCUGAAUUUCUAGGGCAAGGAUCAGAUUUGUAUCAGCAACUGGCAUUUGUGAAUGGCCCUUUUUGAAGACAGACCUCUAAGUGGCCAACACAUUACUUGUUAGAAAUAGCCAAUGGGCAACUCCGGUUUAAAAGAGCUACAUUGAUAUAAUUUGCCCAUGAGCACUUCUGUAGCACAAGUGUAACCGAAGGAAAAAUCAAAGAUGACCUUACAUGUAACCUAAGCUUCCUGUGAUAGUUGUCACUGGGUUUGCUGCACUGGGAUGAAAUUGUGUGAUCACUUCAUAAUGCACAUGAGCUGACUAUCAAACCAUGUUGUCAUUCUCCUCAAGGGCAUGUGGCGAGACAGAGCUGAUUGUAACCUCCACUGCUGAGAGUGGUCAGGUAUGAGACUGACUCAGCCUGCAUAGUGUGUCAGCCCAUCUUGAAUUGCUUCAGUAUUUUUUCAUUUUACAAUAAAUAAUUCCAUCACUCUCAAAAUCAGAUGAUGUGUUACCAAUUAGUGAACCAGUAACUGAAGAAUUCUUGUUCUACUGUAAUAGGUCUUGUCAACUAAUGGUGUUUCCAGGUCAAACCAUAUCUUUGAAACAGAAAUACAUUUUAAGCCUCAGAACUGUUGAUUCACUGUAUAUUGCUUGAUAGCAGAAACUGUCAUUUAAUUAAACAAAACACACCUUCAAUAAAAUAACAGUGGAAUACA
This is a messenger RNA of Rhincodon typus (whale shark), 2062 nucleotides long. Its product is annotated as rho-related GTP-binding protein RhoN-like. NCBI's taxonomy places the organism in Eukaryota, Metazoa, Chordata, Chondrichthyes, Orectolobiformes, Rhincodontidae. The record is from RefSeq and is a predicted model, not a curated record. Gene Ontology annotation, molecular function: GTP binding; GTPase activity. The annotation marks the transcript as partial. The transcript has 2 exons. Gene Ontology annotation, biological process: small GTPase-mediated signal transduction.